Molecule: messenger RNA, 264 nt
Organism: Knipowitschia caucasica
Lineage: Eukaryota; Metazoa; Chordata; Actinopteri; Gobiiformes; Gobiidae
Source: the annotation of a GenBank genome assembly
AUGAGAAAUACCACAGGAGUUAUGGACUUUGGACCCGCGCCCGACAUCUUCAUUUGGCUCACGCACCUCACGAAAACUGGAGCAGUCAGCCCCAUUGCAGCGGCAGCCCCCCGGAGCCAGAGCACCGUGAUUUAUCCCGGCUGGCAGCGGCACGCGGGCACUGCAGCGUGUGGGGGUGUGUGUGAGGGGGGACAGAUGGGAGAGGGGGAGGUGGGCGAGGGGGGGGAGAGGCCAGGGAGCGAUAAAGAAGGAGCCCGGAGAUAG